This is a messenger RNA of Choloepus didactylus (southern two-toed sloth), 3182 nucleotides long. It is a transcript of the gene GRIN3B, whose product is annotated as glutamate ionotropic receptor NMDA type subunit 3B. The transcript is spliced from 9 exons. Gene Ontology annotation, biological process: synaptic transmission, glutamatergic; ionotropic glutamate receptor signaling pathway; modulation of chemical synaptic transmission. Gene Ontology annotation, molecular function: transmitter-gated monoatomic ion channel activity involved in regulation of postsynaptic membrane potential; NMDA glutamate receptor activity. Gene Ontology annotation, cellular component: plasma membrane; postsynaptic membrane. The record is from RefSeq and is a predicted model, not a curated record. The coding region runs from base 29 to 3073 and encodes 1014 amino acids. NCBI's taxonomy places the organism in Eukaryota, Metazoa, Chordata, Mammalia, Pilosa, Megalonychidae.
GCGGCGGGCGGCCGCCGGCGACUUGGCGAUGGCGCUUCCGUGGGCGCUGUGGCUGGGGCUGGCGCUGGCGCUGGGGCCGGGGCCGGCCCGGGGCCACCCGCAGCCGUGCGGGGGGCCGGCGCGCCCGGGGAGUCCGGUGCGCCUGGGCGUCCUCCUGCCCCGCGCGCCCGCCGUCCGCGCCCGCGCCCGCGCCGCUCUGGCCCGGGCCGCCCGGACGCCGCGGCCGCCGCACAACCUGAGCCUGGAGCUGGCGGUGGCCGCCCCGGGCGCCCGCGACCCCGCGUCCCUGGCCCGCGGCCUGUGCCACGCGCUAGCGGCGCCGGGCGUGGCGGCCGUGCUGGCCUUCCCCGAGGCGCGGCCCGAGCUGCUGCAGCUGCACUUCCUGGCCGCCGCGGCCGAGACCCCGGUGCUCAGCCUGCUGCGGCGGGAGGCCCGCGCGCCCCUCGGCGCCCCGAACCCGUUCCACCUGCAGCUGGACUGGGCCAGCCCCCUGGAGACUCUGCUGGACGUGCUGGUGUCUGUGCUACGGGCACACGCCUGGGAAGAUGUCGGCCUGGUCCUCUGCCGUGUCCGGGACCCCAGGGGCUUGGUGGCCCUCUGGACGGGCCGGGCUGGCCGCCCCCCGCAGCUCGUGCUGGACCUGAGCCGGCCGGACACUGGGGUGGAGCUGCAGGCACGUCUGGCCCCGCUGGGGGUGCCGGCUGGGAGUGAAGCCCCCGUGCCCGUGGCCGUCCUCCUCGGCUGUGAUGUCUCCCACGCCCGUGAGGUGCUGGCAGCCGUUCCCCCAGGGCCCCGCUGGCUGCUGGGCACACCGCUGCCAGCCGAGGCCCUGCCCAUGGGGGGCCUGCCUCCCGGGCUGCUGGCCAUGGGCGAGGUCGCCCGGCCCCCGCUGGAGGCCGCCAUCCAUGACGCGGUGCAGCUGGUGGCAGAGGCACUGGGCAGCGCAGCCCGGGUGCAGCCGGAGCGUGCCCUGCCGCCCACCGUGGUCGGCUGCUACAGCCUGCAGCCUGCCGGGCCUGAGUCCUGGGGCCGCUUCUUGGCACGGUUCCUCUCCAACACGUCCUUCCAGGGCCGCACCGGGCCCGUGUGGGUGACAGGGGCCUCCCAGGUGCACGUGUCCCGCCGCUUCCAGGUGUGGGGCCUGCACCAUGACCCGCGGGGCACCCCGGCCUGGGCCACGGUGGGCCGCUGGCGGGACGGGCAGCUGGAGCUGGGGCCGGGGGUCUCCGCCGCGGGAGCUCGGCCCCCCACCCCGCCGGGCGCCCAGGCGCGGCCCCGGCUGCGGGUGGUGACACUGGUGGAGCACCCGUUCGUGUUCACCCGCGAGCCGGACGAGGACGGGCAGUGCCCGGCCGGGCUGCUGUGCCUGGCCCCCGGCGCCGACGGCUCAGCCACCCUGGACGCGCUCUUUGCGGCACUGGCCAACGGCUCGGCACCCCGCGCCCUGCGCCGCUGCUGCUACGGCUACUGCAUGGACCUGCUGCAGCGGCUGGCGGAGGACGUGCCCUUCGACUUCGAGCUGUACAUCGUGGGCGACGGCAAGUACGGGGCCCUGCGCGGCGGCCGCUGGACCGGGCUGGUGGGCGACGUGCUGGCCGGCCGCGCGCACCUGGCCGUGGCCAGUUUCAGCAUCAACUCGGCGCGCUCGCGGGUGCUGGACUUCACCAGCCCCUUCUUCGCCACCAGCCUGGGCAUUGCGGUGCGCGCGCGCGACACGGCCUCGCCCCUGGGCGCCUUCACCUGGCCGCUGCACUGGUCCAUGUGGGUGGGCGUCUUCGCGGCGCUGCACCUCACCGCGCUCUUCCUCACCCUCUACGAGUGGCGCAGCCCCUACGGGCUCACGCCGCGCGGCCGCAACCGCGGCACCGUCUUCUCCUACUCGUCGGCGCUCACGCUCUGCUACGCCAUCCUCUUCGGGCGCACGGGCUCCAGCAAGACGCCCAAGUGCGCGACGGGCCGCCUGCUCAUGAACCUCUGGGCCGUCUUCUGCCUGCUCGUGCUCUCCAGCUACACGGCCGACCUGGCCGCCGUCAUGGUCGGGGACAAGACGUUCGAGGAGCUGUCGGGGAUCCACGACCCCAAGCUGCACCACCCGUCCCGGGGCUUCCGCGUGGGCACCGUGUGGGAGAGCAGCGCCGAGGUCUACAUCAAGCAGAGCUUCCCCGAGCUGCACGCGCACCUGCGCCGCCACAGCGCGCCCACCACGCCGGCCGGCGUCGCCAUGCUCACGAGCGACCCCCCCAAGCUCCACGCCUUCAUCAUGGACAAGGCCCUGCUGGACUACGAGGUCUCCAUCGAUGCCAACUGCCAGCUGCUGACCGUGGGCAAGCCCUUCGCCAUCGAGGGCUACGGCAUCGGGCUGCCGCGGAACUCCCCACUCACCUCCAGCCUGUCCGAGUUCAUCAGCCGCUACAAGUCCUCGGGCUUCAUGGACUUGCUGCAUGACAAGUGGUACAAGAUGGUGCCUUGCGGGAAGCGGGUCCUGGCUGUCACGGAGACCCUCCAAAUGGGCAUCCGGCACCUCUCGGGCCUCUUCGUGCUGCUCUGCCUGGGCCUGGGCAGCGCCCUGCUCAGCUCGCUGGGCGAGCACGUCUUCUACCGCCUUGUGCUGCCGCGCAUCCGCCGGGGAAACAGGCUGCAGUACUGGCUGCACACGAGCCAGAAAAUCCACCGGGCCCUCAACAUCGAGCUGCCUGAGGGGCAGGAGGAGAAGCCGGAGCCAGAGCCAAGUGGCCCUGGGCAGCAGCAGGAGCAGCAGCUGGAGGCGCCCGCGGGCCCAGGGGGCUGGCGGCGGGUGCGCCGGGCUGUGGCCAAGGAGCAGCGCUGCGUGUGCUUCCUGCUGGAGCCCGAGGGGCCCGGGGAUCCCCGAUCCGACAGCCGCCCACCCAGCCCGCGGCCUGGCGAGCUGGAGGAGCUGGAGCAGCGCAUCGCAGGCACACAGGAGCGGCUGCGCCGGGCCCUGCUGCGGCGUGGGGAGCUGCUGGCCUGGCUCGGGGACAGCAUCUGCGCCUCGGGCAGUGGCGCCCCUGGCGCCCUGGGCCCCGCGGAGCCCGCAGCUGCCGCCCAGCAGUGACCCCCCACCGAGGCCCACGCCCCCGACGCACAGAGACACAGAGUCGCCGCGGUCGACAGACUGGUUUAUUCUAUAUACAAACACGAUUCUGUACACUGCAAUUAAAUAG